AUGCCACCAACCGCACGCUCGUGCUGUGCCACUCCUUUGCUGCCCAAGGGCAGUCGCAGCCGCCUCUCACUCGCGCGUGCCCUGCCCCUCUGCGACUACUUCGAUCUCUCUCGCCUCGACGCCCACUGGAUCUCGCCAGACCUCUUCCUGCUGCUCGCUAGAGCCGCUCUCACCCCGCCCUUUGCUGCUGCCGCGGCAGUUAAAGCCAGCCCUUUAGUGGCGUUCGUUCAUGUGCAGACCUCCCGUGCAUGGCGGUCCACGUUCUCUCAAGGGCCUCUGGCGGAGAUGCUGAGCGAGCUGAUGGUGUAUGGCAUGGGCCGCGCACCCUCGAGACGCAACACUGUUGAUGUCACCCUGCCCGCCAACAGCAGUGCAGUGCUCCUGCAGUUGCAUCAGUG
Messenger RNA from Closterium sp. Naga37s-1, 398 nucleotides. The record is from the annotation of a GenBank genome assembly. NCBI's taxonomy places the organism in Eukaryota, Viridiplantae, Streptophyta, Zygnematophyceae, Desmidiales, Closteriaceae.